UGCAGCUCUGAUUCUACCCCAAGCCUGGGAACUUCCAUAUGCUGUGGAUGGGGUCCUGAAAAGACAAAAAAAAUGAGCCAUUCCUUCAGUCCUGGGCCUCAAGCCUGCCGUCCUCUCUGGCUCUGGAACCCAGCCCUCCAAACCCACCUAUGUUUUCUGGCUAGGCUGGCUCUCAUGAAAAUCCUGGGCCCAGCUGGAACCUGCUGCCUCACCUGCCCAUGGGGGAGGGGCAUUUGCCCGUUGCCAGGCGCCCAGAUUCCGGCCCCUGGCACUUGCCACAGCCAUGCUUCACGCACAGUCCUUCUUGCCAUGGUUGAUUCUGCUAGCGAUGCCUGUCCGCACCCAUGCCUGGUCACGGCCCCUGUGGUACCAGGUAGGGCUGGACCUACAGCCCUGGGGAUGCCAGCCAAACAGCCUGGAGGGUUGCAAGGGCAGCCUGAGCUGUCCUGGCCAUUGGAUGGGCCUGGGGGUGAAUCGCAUCUACCCUGUGGCUGGAGUCACGGUCACCACGACCAUGAUGCUGAUGCUGAGUCGUGCGGUGAUGCAGCGGCGGCGCUCACAGGCCACGAAGAGUGAGCAUCCACAGGUGACCGCUGACCCCUGUGCACCCUGGAAACGACGGGCCCCGAUCUCAGACCGCGCCCUCCUCCUCGGGGUCCUGCAUAUGCUGGAUGCCCUUCUGGUCCACAUUGAGGGCCACCUGCAGCGUCUAGCCACCCAGCAGCGAACCCAAAUAAAGGGGACUCCCGCCUAGACUGGGAGACCCAACAUAUGCCUUUCUGGACCUUGUGCCCCUUUUCUACUUUUAGAGCCAGUAGACCCAUUGUGGCCUCAGGGCUCAGGAUGGCUCGGCAGGUGGGGCCUGGGCUGGCUCACACUGCUCCAUUGCCCCCACCAACUGAUGCCUCCUCUCUAACAAUCACACUCACAAAUACAACUGCUCUGGGGCUCCUCAGGGGCCCCCAGUGUGGUAGGAGAAAACGUGGCUAUCAGGGCAGAUGCGGGUGGUCCAGGGAGGGCAGCCCCAAAGUGACCACCUGGCUCAGUCAUCUAGGGCUCCUAGUUGAGGCUGCAGGGUGUGAGCUAGGGCUGGGGAUAGAGGAUGGCCCCUGGAUACCUUCAUCUUUGUGACAUCUCAAACAUGCUCUGGCACCUAAGCGGCCCUUGUUUUAAGGCCUCUGGAAGUGAGGUGAGGGCUGAGCUUUCCCAAAGGGGCCCUCACCCCCUUGCUCUCUUCCUUCUACCAUAGGCAUCAGGAUCUGCUGAUGUGCAGCUCAGAACUGGCUCCUCCUCACCCACUCACAAAUAGGGGAGGGUAGAGGUGGUGGUGAAGCCAACUCAAAAAAGCAAUU
Messenger RNA from Sus scrofa (pig), 1352 nucleotides. RefSeq names its product transmembrane protein 89 (gene TMEM89). The record is from RefSeq and is a predicted model, not a curated record. Lineage: Eukaryota; Metazoa; Chordata; Mammalia; Artiodactyla; Suidae.